Messenger RNA from Sitodiplosis mosellana (orange wheat blossom midge), 1635 nucleotides. Its product is annotated as probable serine hydrolase. Bases 339 to 1382 code for a protein of 347 amino acids. Lineage: Eukaryota; Metazoa; Arthropoda; Insecta; Diptera; Cecidomyiidae. The record is from RefSeq and is a predicted model, not a curated record. The transcript is spliced from 2 exons.
CACACAAACAUCUAAACGUUUUGACUUUUUUUUCACAUUAGAAUAUAUAUUUGUAUUCAACGAAUACUGCAUUGAAUCGUUCCGAAUCUAGUUUUGACAUUGGAACGAUUUAGACAUUCCCAUUGAAAUAGACAUUUCGUGUCAGUCGAUGACAGCUCACAAAGUGACAUUCAUGUGCAGAUGCGAGCAGAAAAAAAAUCACGCGGCUGAUGCAAUCACCGUAGAAAAUUGUGUUUUUAGUUCCUUAUUUCCUUAUUCCCCAAAAUUGCACCGUAGAAAAAUUGUUGAUAGUAUUAUUUAGUUUGCAUUGACAUAUUCCAACGAAUUUUACCAAAAAAAUGUUUACAUUAAAAAAUCUGCGAAUACUUUUCUCGGCGAAUUCAAUUGGACCGCGUCUAAUAAACACAUCGGCCAGUAAAUUGCAAAGUGUUGAAUCAAAAGUUGUUCCGUCAAAAGAGGUGCAUAUUGAAGUGCCAUGGGGUCACAUAGCUGGCAAAUGGUAUGGAUCAGAGAAUGUGCAACCAGUUUUGAUGUUACAUGGCUGGCAGGACAACGUUGGUUCAUUCGAUACACUCAUUCCACUGUUACCAUCGGAUCUCUCUUACUUGGCGUUUGAUUUACCGGGACAUGGACGAUCAUCACAUUUGCCAAAAGGAUGUUACUACCACGGCAUCGAUUUUGUCCCGUUGUUAGAGCACAUUCGUAAAGUCUACAAAUGGGAGCGAUUAUCUCUGGUUGCCCAUUCGAUGGGAUCCAUUCUUUCGUUUGUGUACGCUUCACUAUAUCCGAACAAUGUGAAUUUAGUAUGCGCUUUGGAUACGCUAAAAUUUCAAGAUCUUGAACCAAAAAUUACCGAGAAAAUCUACUCGCAUCAAACUAAAAAACUGAUUAGUCUCAAUGAAGAUUUGGUACGAAAUCCACCAGAAUAUACGUACGAUGCUUUGGUUCAACGAGUUCAUGAUGGAUCGAACAAAUCAGUCGAUUUGGACAAAGCCAAGUAUUUGAUCGAACGUGGUGCCAAAGCCUCAGCAACCAAUCCAAAUAAAUUUUACUUCACCCGAGACAUUCGUGCGAAAUUCAUGCGACACAUGUACACAAAUCAAGCGGUCAGUUUCGAAUAUAUAAAACGUAUAACAGCACCCUAUUUGUUUAUCAGAGGUGAAGAUCGCAUCUUUGCCGAAUCAGAGGCAAACAUAAAUGAAGGGGUUGAGCUGUUCCGCAAGCACAAUGAACGAUUUGAAAUGAUUAGAGUCAAAGGGACACAUCAUUUCCACUUGAACCAACCGGAAAUAAUUUCAGGGCCAAUUAGUGAUUUCCUUAUAAAAUACCACCCAGGAAGAACAACAGAAAGAUGGAGCGGAAAUAAGGAACAAAAAAUUUAGAUCGAUUUCAAUUCCUAUUUUUAAUUUUGUAAAUUCAGGAAAUUUACUUUACUAAGACCAGUAGUUUGACACAGAUUAUUUUCUUUUUAGAUUUAAUUUAUAUAAGGGAUAUUUAUUUAGAAAUAGUACUCGUAAUUUAUAUGCUGACUACUUUGAAUGUGUAUUGGUGUUGUUCCAAAUGUACAAAAUGUGUUGAUUUAUUUAUUAUAAUUUAAUAAAGACGUAAUUUACACACUUUAAUUCGGAGAAUAAA